Acanthopagrus latus (yellowfin seabream) is the source of this 1203-nucleotide messenger RNA. It is a transcript of the gene map1lc3cl, whose product is annotated as microtubule-associated protein 1 light chain 3 gamma, like. The coding region runs from base 144 to 554 and encodes 136 amino acids. Gene Ontology annotation, cellular component: autophagosome; autophagosome membrane; cytosol. The transcript has 4 exons. Gene Ontology annotation, molecular function: ubiquitin protein ligase binding. Gene Ontology annotation, biological process: autophagosome assembly; cellular response to nitrogen starvation; macroautophagy. The record is from RefSeq and is a predicted model, not a curated record. NCBI's taxonomy places the organism in Eukaryota, Metazoa, Chordata, Actinopteri, Spariformes, Sparidae.
GUGGGAGCAGCUCGUCGGGGUUUGCUGACUUCCACCCGAGGGGACGUCACCGUCAGCCUGGGCAAGACCGACCGCACCGGCACCAUCACCACCUCCGUCACCGCUGGUCACUGCAAACCGCCCCGAGCAACAAGCAAGCAAGCAUGGCUCCCUUUGAGAAAUCCAUGGAGAUGAUGCCCUUCAAGCAGAGGAAAUGCCUCGAAACAAGAAAAGAUGAAGUGUGCAGCAUUCGGUCUAAAUUCCCCAACAAAUUGCCUGUGAUUGUUGAACGUUACACUCGUGAAAAGACUCUCCCCCUGCUGGACAAAACAAAGUUCCUGGUCCCCUUUGAGCUCACCUUGGGUCAGUUCCUGUGCCUCCUCAGGAAUAAGAUCGACCUCGACUCCACCCAGGCUCUGUUCCUCUUGGUGGCGGAGAAGAGCAUGUCCUGCAUGUCCUCCAGCAUGAGGGAAGUUUAUUCCCGCUACAGAGACACCGACGGCUUCCUCUACAUCACCUACGCCUCGCAAGAAAUGUUCGGAGCACCUCGACCGGCAGCCAGUCCGCCCUGCUGAGCCAGAAGCAGAUAAAAUGAACUGAACUCUGGACCAAAAAGAGGUCAAUCUGAGCCAAGCCCAGGCUGUUUUUAUCCAUUUUUUUUGUUUCGUUUUUUGCCCCAAACUGCAUAUCAGCCUACCUCAUGAAGCUUUCUGGAUUUUUAAACAAAGCAAAUCACUUCAAGACUCGCCCUGAUGAUGUCUUUGUUUUAAACUGAUCGACAAGUUUUUGUUUUUGUUUUUUUUUCUGUUGCUCCAAAAACAGAAAGCAAAACAUCCGAAUUAUGAUUUCAUCCACCUGUUACGUGUCUCUACAGGUCAAAAAAUACCCGCAUUUGCCCUUCAGUUACCUCAGAAAUGUUGAGCUUCGAUGCAAACAAUCCUGCUAUCACAUCGCUGUAAUGCCAGUUCAGUGUCAAACCAUCAAAAACGGGGUCAACGUCUCACCAGUAAUCAGACUCCUUCUGAGCACUUAUCUCCCCUUCCCCCUCUCCUCUCUUUUGAUUGAUGGCCUCUUCGUCCUCGUCUUCCCUUUUUAAAAUGUGAAAUUGUGACUCUUGAGGCACUUGCAGAAAACACAGAUGUCAAUCUAAUGAAUGCUGCUCUGAUUUGUUCUGUGUCCAGCUGUCACUGUACCAAAAUAAAUCCUUUGUCCUUGUCCUUUUAA